Molecule: messenger RNA, 2311 nt
Organism: Fusarium verticillioides 7600
Lineage: Eukaryota; Fungi; Ascomycota; Sordariomycetes; Hypocreales; Nectriaceae
Product: serine/threonine protein kinase
Exons: 6
Coding region: 98-2311 (737 amino acids)
Biological process (GO): protein phosphorylation
Molecular function (GO): ATP binding; protein kinase activity
Source: RefSeq, a predicted model, not a curated record
AGCCCUCAAAGCCUCGGACCUUAACAAUAGGGAAGACCUUGUGAAUUUUGUCCUCCGGCCUGCCAGGGCUAGGCGCAUAUUUCUUAUCCUCUUAUAUAUGUCGGAGGAAAGGGAGAAGCUAUCUUUCCUUGCAAAUUUCCUAGAGCAUGGAUUGACCGACGCUUCGCUACCAGUCGAAAAACACCAACUUCAUUUGAUCUUCACAUCUCAGAACGAUCGAGCCCUUUUUUGCAGUUAUCAGCACAUGGUGACAUCACCAGAAUUUGGCAAAGACAAGUUUCGAUUCAAACUUCAUACCAACACGAUUCUGCCUUAUCUCAAGAGCUAUGAUCCAUCGGGUCGCGGAUUUUUUGGUGAAGUAUCUCGCAUGGAUAUUCACCCGUCGCACAUCCCGGCAGGCGUUAGAUCAACUCGCGGGGAAACUGCCUCCAUCGCUGUAAAAACAGCAAAUAAUCACGAUCAAAUCACCAGAUUCUUUGAACAGGAAGCAACAGCUCUGGAGAGAUUAAAGAACCAUAACUCGCCAAACCUGGUACAGCCAAUUGCUGCCUACGAAUACAAGAAACAAAAAUGUCUCGUCUUCCCUUGGGCACAUGGCGGAGAUCUUUACAAGUUUUGGGAAGCCUAUCAAGGAAAAACAGUUGAUCUUAAAUGGAUCAUCUCUCAGUUCACUGGGCUUUGUUCCGUACUCAAUGAUCUCCAUAAGAUUAAUUGUAGGCAUGGAGAUUUGAAGCCCGACAAUAUCCUUUGGUACAGGGAUAAGGAUGGAUUGGGGACCCUGAAGAUCGCUGAUCUGGGCCUAGCCGCCUUUCAUAUUAAAACCACUGGAGAUCGAAGAGGCAUACAGACUAUGACUCCGACAGGAACAGCGCGAUAUGAACCACCUGAAACAGCCGAAAAUAAGACUGGUGAGCGAUCACGGAUGUACGACAUCUGGUCAAUGGGUUGCAUUAUGCUGGAGCUGCUGAUAUGGCUUACCCAAGGCAUAGACGCCGUUGACAAACUCGGAAAGGCAACAGAUUACUUCUGGAAACGCGACGAUUCGUCCCAGAGGUAUGAGAUCCAUCCUGAGGUGAGAAAAUACAUUAAGGAACUGCAUAAUCAUGAAGCUGUCCUGGGAAACCAAACAUACAGUGAUCUCUUGACAGUCGUGACGAAUGGGCUACUGGUGGUCUCUUUACAGUCGGAUACCAACCAAAGUGCACAUCGAUACGAAGCAUCCAAACUCUAUGAGCAGAUGCUCGUAAUCGAUAACAAUUAUCAAGGCAAUGUCUCAGUGCAACCAAGUCAAGCGAGGUCCACGACAGGCCGACACAGGCAAAAAUGUCGCAGCCAAAAUGCAGUCGGUAAGAUGAAUGAACAACGGCCAAGCAACAACUAUGCUAAUAAACCUAAGAUUCAAGCGAGCCAACUUUAUAACGUUUGGCAGAGUUCUUCGGACAAUCAGUUCGCGGCACAUUUUCUCAGUCUGGUAGGCUGGGAUAAUGUAAAGCCCGAUUCAAACUCAGCUCUAAGUAAUUUGUGUGCUCGAUGUAGCAGCAUUAAGACGACACCGCUAUUUUCUUCAGCCCUUGCCGUCGAGAUCCAAGCAAAUUGCGAUUUGUGUUCGAUGCUGUCGAUAGCAUUGGACAAGCAAGGCAUUAUAUCGCCGGAAGGGGUUCGCAUUCAACAGAAGGACGGCGCUAUCGGUGUUGUUGAUGCCCCCUAUCUCCUCUCGGUUUACUCCGAACCAGGCCAAUCGGUACCCCAUGGGGCGCGGCUGGGCCUUCCCCAACUCCCAGCUCAAGGUAGCACUGAGCAGUUCUUACUUUUGAAGGAAUGGGCACGAGUGUGCGGCCUGGAACAUGAAAAGUGUCGCUCUGGGAAAGAUCAAAUUGUCAAGGCAAUGCCAACACGACUCAUCUCAGUCCACGAACCCGUUCACCUUUUGGAUUCUUCCUCCAUUAAUCCGACCGAUUAUAUAGCACUAAGCCACUGUUGGGGGAAGUUAACGGAGGAUCAGAAGUUCUGCACUUACAAGCGCAACAUCGCUCAGGUGAGAACGAAAAUCGACACUGAUCGGCUACCAAAAACAUUCCGAGAUGCCAUCGUUGUCACCAGAGGAAUGGGUAUACAGUAUCUCUGGAUAGACUCUUUGUGUAUCAUCCAGGACGAUGCUAUCGACUGGAAGCAAGAGGCUGGCAAAAUGGAACAAGUGUUCAGUGGCGCUUACUGUACCAUCGGUGCCACAGCAGCCAAGUCAUCAGUGGAUGGUUUCCUUAACGACCGUUCGACGCGACCCUAUGCUCUGGAUCUGCCCUGCCAUCGAUGA